This is a messenger RNA of Petromyzon marinus (sea lamprey), 4783 nucleotides long. It is a transcript of the gene FASTKD1, whose product is annotated as FAST kinase domains 1. Gene Ontology annotation, cellular component: mitochondrial matrix; ribonucleoprotein granule. NCBI's taxonomy places the organism in Eukaryota, Metazoa, Chordata, Hyperoartia, Petromyzontiformes, Petromyzontidae. Gene Ontology annotation, biological process: mitochondrial RNA processing; regulation of mitochondrial mRNA stability. Gene Ontology annotation, molecular function: RNA binding. The record is from RefSeq and is a predicted model, not a curated record.
GUAUCACUUUUUUUUACACUCAACUGAAGAAAACUUUUUUUUACAGUCAACAGUCUUCAUUCGAUGACCUCUGCAGUGUACGACUUGUGUUGGGUCAUCCAGAACAGACCGCACGACGUAUGAACACAACGACGCCAACGUGCCCGAUCCACAAAUAAUACACCGACAGCGACGCACUUCUCCAGCGCUCUGCGCUCGGACCACCUUCAAUUAAUUUGUGAGGCUUUGCGGUUUGUUGCUCGGCGUCCACAAUCGGCCCGCACGAAAAUGAGGCGCCCUUAACGCUUAACGUAAAGGACUUUCGCACGGUUGCCCCCCUCACGUAAGAUGGCCGAACGGAGGAGGGCUCUAACGAAACGAACCGAUCGGCCGGCUUGCAGCCUGCCUGGCCACAUAAUAAUAAUAAACACGUGCCGCUUGGUACCACCACUGUCCCUGGGAGUGUUGCUUGCUGGUGCCUGGAUGGAACAAGUGCCGGGUGGAUAACAGCCCGUCGACUAGUCGUUUACGAAACUGCGCUAAAGUGAAACGUGCGGUGGAACUGCUCUUAAACUCUGCGCUGUCCCGUGAGGAAUUAACAACGUUUUAAAAGGUUUCAAGAAGGCAACCCCAAAGCAUGACGUUUUGAUGGCGCCCUAGUGGGAUAGUGUCCUCGGAGCUUGGCUAUAGAGUCUGGCCUGACAUUGAAACAGUCUUCAUUGUGAAAAGUACAACCAUUGAUGAAAGAGUCAUCGCUGAAAAGAAAAACACUUUCAAAAUGCUGAGCCCAUUAUCAUAAUGAUCAAUCGAAAAGUGUAUUCAUUUUGUGGUUCAUAACGUUUUGUAACACAGUGCUUGAAAUUUUAGGUUAAUGUUGAACUGUAUUUAACAGAAACCAUUUGUACUGUUCAUUGACUUAAUAACAUGGUAGGCUGCGGUCUACACCUACGAUGCUGAGAUUUAUCUCCUGUGCUCUUGGACCCAGUAACAGCUAACAAACAAAACAGCGUGUAAGCCUAGUAUUUUUACCGUUGGCCAUGAUGUAUCGGCUGCAUCCCAAUUUUUUUCUGGCUCCAUCGCUGCGACGAUCAUGUUGGUGGAGACGCUUGAGCAGCCCGGACGGAAUGCCAUCACCUCCAAGAACACCAACGUCGUGGAAGUUCAAGCACAGUUUAACUUUAUCGGCACAGUCACUCCCUGCAGCUCCGUCUCGUCCGGGGGCUCCGUCUCGUCCGGGGGCUCCAUCUCGUCCGGGCGGCGCAAGGUGGCAUGGGGAGAUGCUGCCGCAGAUGCAGUCCUUGUCAUCAUCGUCAUUACCAGCAGCAACGACGUUAUUUAUGUCACCGUCUUCGCUGUCACUGCCUCCCUUCUCUGGGGACGCGAGCCCGCUAGUGCCGCCAGACCCGAUGGUGGAGCGGCUGUGGGCGUGCCACUCGGAGGAGGAGCUGCUUGAAACGUUUGGCCGGAGUCCGUCUGAACUGACCGAGCGGCACGCACUGCACGCACUGAGCGUGCUGUGCGUCCUGCGUGAGCAGCAGUGGCAGUGGUGGCCGCAGCAGCAGCGACAACAGCAAAAGCAAGAGCAACCGCGGUGGCAGCCCUUGGGUUCACUGCAGGAGCACCCGCAGUUUGGCACGAUCCGCGCAAUUGUCUUGCGCCGGCUGUACGAGAUGGGAGAUGACGACCUCGUCGGGAUUCUUUCUGCCGCACUCAGGCUGAAGGUGGAUCACCACGACUCGCUCGUGCAGGAGCUGACGAUCGAGGGCUGUCGACGCAUUGACCGGCUGCCGCUAUGCCAGCUGUCCAAGUUGGCGAUGAGCCUCAUGGAUCAGCAUCUGCAUAGGAGCCGUGCAGCCGGGCGCAUUGCUGAGCGCUUGCGGCUGGAGCUGCACAACUUGAAUAUUAGAGUGCUGUCGAAGUUCAUGCUGGCGACAACGCAAGUGGCCUCGGCGGAGCUGCGCCUUCAAAUGGUGGACGCCGCAAUCGAGCAGCUAGACAAACUGCAGCUGCAGGAGCCAUCGAUGCAAUCAAGAGCGACACAGGAAGUCGACCUUGCAGUAAGGCCCACCGAGGAGAUGGAGAGUGAUGGCGUGGAGAACUGGAAGGUGGAGCAGCUGCGCCUUUACCGAUCGCUGUUGUGGAUGCUCAAAUUCCUGCAGGGGUCGCAUCACGCGCAACAAUCGCUCCUCGACAGCAUUGCCAAGCACCUGACAAACCUGCUGCCGGUGAUGAAUAUAGCGAAGGUGUGCACGGUGCUGCGCCACCUGCGGGGCCUGUCCUACAACAGCACCUCCUUCAAUAUGGCGGCGCGCGAGCGCUUUCAGAAGCUGCUCCCCCCGCACAGCUGGUGCGACGACGGCCAAAAGAGCCAUGGGGCCGACGAGACGCAGGUUCUGCAGGAGCUGGAUGAGGAGUCCCGGGGAGAAGACACCGAGAUCAUGAUGGGCAUCUGGGCCGACCCGAUGGCGCACCCGCAGUCCGCACUGCGCGUCUUCACCGUCUACGGGCCGCUCGCCGGGCCGGACAUCCGCAGGAGCCUGGAGAAGGCCAUACUGAAGCACAUCGACCAGUUUUCGAAGAGUCAGUCGACGUUUUUCAUGGAGGGCAUAGCAGAGAUGAGAUGCAAGAACCCUCUUGUCAUCCAGAAAGCAAUGGAGAUGAUGCGCCACUACCUGCCCACGUACCGCACGACUGAGCUGGUGCGCGUCACACAGGCCGCGCUGGAGCUGCGUUGUGUGGACACGGCGCUCAUGCCACUGCUCGCAUCACGCAUCCUCGCUUUGCUGCAGAGUGCCUAUGGGAUGAACGAGGCGGGGAGGCUGGUUCGCCUGCUCGCGAUUUUGCCGAUGCCCGCGCACGCGUUCCUGGGCUCGCAGGCAGCGGCCGACAUCGUCUCGUCGCGCAUGGAGGCCUUGAUCCCGCAGGCCAGCCUCGCGGACCUGGCCAACUUGGGCACGAUGCUGGCCAAGUGGCACGCGGCGAACCGCAGGGUGCGAACCCUCGGCGCCGACAGCAGCCGCCUGUCGCGGCUGUUGCCGCAGCUGCGCAACAUGGCGCUGUCUCGACUCGAGCAGAUGGAGUCGCUGGACGCGUUCUUGGAGGAGCACCACCUCGUGAAGGGCACGUGGUUCACGGAGGCUGUGCUGGAGGAGGCCAUGCAUGCGCUGCACCGCCUGGCCCCGCAGGUACACCCGGGGAACCUACUGCGCUGUUGCGAGCUGCUCAUCAGCACCUACUACCUGCAGCCGGAGGUGCUGGACAGCAUCGCCGCCGUCGCCAUGCGCAACAUCAAGCAGAUUCACUAUAAGACCUGCUACACAGUGAUUCUCCUCUUUGCGCUGAUGAACUACGAGCCUCCAAACGGCGAAGAGUUCUUCAACGUCUGCAUCGAGCACAUCACUCCACAUCUGGAUCAGCGCAGCACGUUCCACCUGCUGCUGCUGGGAUACGUCCUGUCGCUGCUCAACAUCUACCCGGAGUCGCUCACGCGCACCAUCUUCUCCCUGCCCUUCCUCACGCGCCUCGACCGCCACAUGGAGUUGGUGCCGGAGAACCUGCAGCUUACCCUACAGGAGCGACUCAUGGAGCUGAAUCGCAACGUGUGCCUUGAGGCGCCGGAGUUCCGGGUGCCCUGGUUCCAUGAGCGCCACUGCCAGCAGUCGCUUACGAAAGAGCGCAGCUCCACGUACCCAGUGAAACGUCAGAUCUACAGUAUCCUGUGUGAGGUGCUGGGUGGCAUCAGCUUUGCCAAGCUCUCUGCCAUUACGCCGUACUACCACGUCGUCGACUUUGAGUGCAUCUUAGACAAGCAAGGGCGGCCGGUGCCGUACGUGGAACGCGGCUUCAUGCUGGGGCCCGAGGCCACACUGGGUCCAUGGGCGUCUGGAGAUGCUGGGGUCACGGGGCGUAGGGAACUGCCCCCUGGAGCACAGAGGAUCGCCGUGCAGUUUCUGGACGGCCGUGCCUUCUGUAAGGGCGAGCGCCGGCUCAAGGGCCCUGUCGUCGCAAAAAUGCGGCACUUGGAGAUCCUUGGUUACCGUGUCGUGCAGAUCCCUCACUUCGAGCUCAACUCCAUGGAGCUGUCGAGCCGGGCCGCCUGGGUCCGCUACAUCAAAGAAAAGCUCUUCGCUCCGUACGAAAUAGGACAAGAAGGAUGGCGAGGACGAGCAAGAGAGUGACGAGACGGAGGAGAGACGGAGGAGGGACGGUGACAAGGAGAUCGACUGGCAGGAUUGUGUCAACAUUGGUCUCCACACCGGCGAUUUGGUUUUGUGUCUACCCUCCCAUUCCACCCCUACCCAGUUGUGCCUAACGAGCCAAUGCCAUAAUCAGCCCGACCUGCUUGCCUUUAUUAAGAAGAUUUCAAAUGCCCGAGGGCUGCAAUGUACUUAUGUAUUUAUUGCUAUGCGUGUCUAGUGUAGACAAGCUGUGUAUAUUGCUAGUCCGUUGGUACGUGUGCACACGGGUAUAUGCUGUAUUUGCAGUUUCACAUAUCAUGUGAAUACAUAAAUCUACACAAUGAACACGGUGAGUAAUUGCACACCAAAGGUCCGAUUCACGUGCUGUUGAAUGCUUAUUUCCAUCCAGUGUUUUGCAAAAACUUUGUUUCUGCCAUCAGUAAUGGGCCCUUUUGUCAAAAUGACAAUCCAGCCCCGUGCGCACACCUACAAAUUCAGCCGUCUGUACCAGUGCCAGAUUAAGCUAGUGCGGGGCCUGUAGCAUAUGUUAUAAAGGGUCCCUAAAUUGAAAAAAAAAAAUGUAACACGAAUGUUUUACUUGCAUAGUAAAGUAAUUGUAUUUUUUC